CUGGUCACUGAUUGGCUGUUUCGGUCACAUGCUGAGGGAGGAAAUCAAUCCAGCGACCUCGUUAGCCUCGGGCUCAGGAGCAAUUCGCUUCGUGGCCUUAACGUGGCUGAGUUGAUCAUUAGCAGGCUACAAAUUUAGUUUUGAGUGGCGAUGGAGGAGCUCCGCGACAAAGACUUUGACUGUCCAAGCCUUCUGCGUGAUGAAGAACUGGAAGACUUGGAAACAAAGAACAGCCGAGGGAUCACGAGGAAGAGGAGGAGGGAUGGAGAGGGGGAAGUGUUUAAUCAAAGGGAGGAUGAAGAGGCGGGAGGCGAGACAGGAAGUGAAAAUAAGGAUGAGGAGGACAAAGAAACACAAGCUGGCAGUAAACAUGAGGUGACAGCGAUGGAGAUAACCCAGGUCUACUCCAUCCAGCGCUCCAUCCUCUACAGCACUACGGGUGGAGACCACAGCGUGAGCUUCUCUCAGGUGCCGGGGUCAGAGACUGUGGACAGCUGCCCACCGCCACCUGCAAAGAAGAAGAGAAAACGAAUACCCUUCAGUGCUGAUCAGUUAGUGUAUUUAGAGGCCUUGUUCCUGGAAGACCAGUAUCCUGAUCUACAGAAGAAGAGGCUGAUCGCUGCAGCACUUGGUGUCACACCUGAAAAAAUGAGGAUUUGGUUUCAGAACCGCAGGACAAAAUUGAGGAAAGAGCAGAGCUCCAUCACAGCAGAGGUUGAACACAGACAGAGUAGAGCUGGAUAUAACAGCAGCCCCACACAUCAACCAGUUAACUCCACCAUACCCACACAGGCACCUAACAGUAAGGGAGCUCCCUCUUUUUCUGGUAACUUUGCCACCAAGGUGCCCCAACUCACCUCCACAGCACCUUCUUUCCCCACCCUGUCCAACCAGACUGUGCCCUCCCACAGCAACCUGCAGGCCAGCCUCAGCAGCCCAGGCCAAUCCAGGAUGAGAGAUGGGGGCCAGCACCAGCUUUCAUCUCAGGGGGAGUUGGCAGAGUACCACCCACACCCCAUGCACAGCCCUCCCCCACUGCACCAAGCCAGUCCCCCCGUUUUCACAAAGACCUACAACCCUGCCAACCUGAUUCCUCCCCUCGUUCACACCCUGGCCCACACCCCACCUCUGUUCCUGGAUGCUGUGGAGGCUGGCUCCUCCUUGGCCCAUCGUGACUCCCAGUCUCUGCAGACAGGCACCAGGUCUUUCUUUGACUUUGGGGAGAAGCUCGGCGAUCUGACUUCAAGCCAGCAGAACAACAACCUCCCCUAUAAGCUGCAGCCCUCCUACCCCAGCAGCCAGCCCCAGCAUCAACCUCAAGCAUCUCUGCCCUACAUGGCAUACCUCCCCCCCCCCCCUUACCCCACCCACACUCCCCCAGAUUCUAACCCUACACCUUACCUGACCUUUGGACCAGGAGGAAACUCCACUGGCAUGGUCACCAACUUGACUAGAGGUCACGCCUACUUCCAGUCCCAGAGCAGAGGGCAGGUCCUGCUGCAGUCUGCAGGCCAUCAUGGUGGGAUGGCAGAGAUCACUCCAACCAGGGCUUCAUCCCUUCUGCCUUCUCAGGUCAGCCCUGCCGCUCCAGAAUGCCCUCCAGCGCCCCCUUGUGUCAAGAUUGAGAGAGAGAUUCAUAGCCAGGUCCACUUUGACUUCUCCCCACACAGAUUUUUUACUUAAUGUUUGUUCGGCUUAGUGUGUCAGUGUGUUGUGUAGGAUCUUCUGCAUGUUCUGUUUAGAUAACUAUUGGGAUGUUCAGUAGAUAUUAAUGCCAGCAUACUUGGUCUGGGUUGCAUGUGGCUUGGCUAAAAUAAAUGCUUGUUGCUCUGUUAAUCCUUUAUUUAAUAUGUGUCCAACAUAUUUUUAGUUUUGAUUAAGUCAGUUUUGUUGCAGACCAACAGUUUGGACAUAGAGGGGUGUGGGAGGUCGGGUAAAGUGUAGUUCUACAUAUCCUUUUUCUAAGUAUGCAUACAUGUUCAUGAUUGUGUUGAUUCAGGCAUGAUCACCUACCAACACACGUAAGCCUUUAUUACAAGUUACAAUUUCAUCAUUAUGUACUCAACCCCAUGCUGAUGGAAAGUUGGAGUUCACAAAAUGUCUGGAGGUUCACGGCAAAACAGUAAAUAGUAGAUGAGUUUUCAUUUUACAGUUAACUUAUCAAGUGUUACACAGAAAUGUUACUCGUUACUUAUUAACUAUAAGUAUAAAAGUCACUAUAUUGUUCACGAUAAUUACUGCACAAACAGACACUUUAUUCAUUACAAGGGAGACUAAAGUAUAGACUGUUCAUCUCCAGUGUUACAUGAUUAUAACUGAGUCUGUACACUUCAUUUUAUGGUCUGUUAACAACUCAAUAAAAGAAAGAAAAUGCAUCCUCUC
Acanthopagrus latus (yellowfin seabream) is the source of this 2382-nucleotide messenger RNA. RefSeq names its product diencephalon/mesencephalon homeobox protein 1-B-like. Gene Ontology annotation, biological process: regulation of transcription by RNA polymerase II. Lineage: Eukaryota; Metazoa; Chordata; Actinopteri; Spariformes; Sparidae. The record is from RefSeq and is a predicted model, not a curated record. The coding region runs from base 151 to 1683 and encodes 510 amino acids. Gene Ontology annotation, molecular function: RNA polymerase II cis-regulatory region sequence-specific DNA binding; DNA-binding transcription factor activity, RNA polymerase II-specific. The transcript has 9 exons.